Messenger RNA from Daphnia magna, 1847 nucleotides. Its product is annotated as Kv channel-interacting protein 4-like. Gene Ontology annotation, molecular function: calcium ion binding. NCBI's taxonomy places the organism in Eukaryota, Metazoa, Arthropoda, Branchiopoda, Diplostraca, Daphniidae. Bases 600 to 1223 code for a protein of 207 amino acids. The record is from RefSeq and is a predicted model, not a curated record. The transcript is spliced from 7 exons.
GGGCCGGCUACAGUGGCAUUCCGCCUCUAUCGUUCACGCAGUGCAGUGUGUUGUUGUCGUGCGUUGCGAGCGGGAUCGGCUAUUAUUUCAAACGGAAUACAUUUUCAAAAUAGAUAUAAUAUUAUAAUAAAGCCAUCGUGUGUGGCAAAAUUCCUUCAUUUUGCGGUUUCGUGUGCGAUUGUUCUUGUCGUGUGCGGACGCUGAGGAGUUGGUGUUUUGUUUUUGCUUAGAUUUUUUGUUGUUUCCUUUUUUUUGUUUUGUUCUUAAAUGGUGGUGGAGGAGGAAGAGAGAGUAAAUGUGAUUAGUUGAUUGGGACAGACUGAACUGUAGUGUUAUUUCCGGUUGGUGCGUUCUUGCGAGUCUUGCAACUGUUUUCGGGUAUUUUCUAUUACAGGGGGGAAAAAAAGAAAAAGUGUACACACAUGUCCCGCCUUCAUUUGUGUGAGUGCUCGUUGUCUCGUCACUUUGAGUAGAAUUAGACGGUGGGUGGGGGAAAACGCGGGAUUAAAUUUUUUUUUCCGGUCCUCUUUCAAGAAACGCAAAAGUGAAUUGACUUUUUCUUUUAUCUCCUCUUGCGAAUAUCAAGAAAAAAUUGCAAAAUGUCGAAAAAGACGAAAGAAGCUCAACUCGAGGAAGAUUUGGAUGACGUCAUGUUCGGCAAAACGACCCGCCAUCGACCCGAGGAAUUGAAAUCACUGGAAAAAUCGACAAAAUUCACCCGGAAAGAAAUCCAACUGAUUUAUCGCGGCUUUAAACAGGAAUGUCCCAAUGGAGUAGUUGACGAGCAGUCCUUUAAGGAAAUUUUCGUUCAAUUUUUCCCGCAAGGAGAUGCAAGCCAAUACGCUCAUUACGUCUUCAAGACGUUUAAGAACGGCACUAGUGGCACCAUCAAAUUCGAGGAUUUCUUGCAGUCGUUAUCGCAAGCAUCUCGCGGAACGAUCCAGGAGAAAUUGCGAUGGAUCUUCGGCCUGUACGAUCUCAACGGCGAUGGAUACAUCAGCAAAGCCGAAAUGACUAGCGUGGCUAUGGCUAUUUUCGACAUGCUGGGCAGACACGCCGCUCCCGCCGUCGACGAUCAAACAGCGUCAAAGCACAUCGAUCAGAUCUUCCACAAAAUCGAUGCGAACCAUGACGGCCUUAUCACUUUCGAGGAACUGAGUCAGUGGUGCACGCGUGAGGAACGCUUCGUCAAAUCGUUGGGUAUGCUCGACACGGUACUUUGAAGGAAACGUUUCCAAUGUCGGAUAUGCCUCGCGUCAUCUAAACACAAUUUUUCACAUUGAUAUUGUAAUAUCUUCCCUUUAAAAAAAAAAAAUUAUUAUUCAAAAGUGAAGGAUAAUUCAAAAUGUGUCAUUUGAUUUUCAAUAGCAACGGAGGACUAUCGCGUGCGUGUGUGGAAUAAUUUUGUUUUCAAUUAUUUUUCGAUUAUUUGGAUUUGAGCAAUAAAUAGUUAAUACUUUUACGUGUACUUUUAGAUAUGGAAAUUUGAUGAAUGCGCAUUCCCAUUCAUUUAGCUGGAAUUUGAAUUUUCUUUUCACGCCCCAAGUAUGACAAUUUUGUUUUUUCAAUUUCAUUAAAAACAUUUUAAAUUUAUGCAUGUUUUCCUUCCUGGAAUAUUUACAGAAAAAACAAAACAAAUCAUGUGUGCAUAUUAUCAUGUAAAUUGUUGUGAUUUCAAUCCUAUUGACAAACCCGGUGCUGCCAGCCUCCCUUAUUUUCCUUUGAUCAAAUCAAUUGAAACUGAGUUUCAUCUUUUUCCUUUCAUCAUAUCUUUCAGUAUUCGUGUGAAAAAUAUAUCUUUAAUCUACUCCAAAAUCUCUUGCAAAAAAUAAAACACACAACAACAA